AUGGUGAAAAAGCUCGGUCAGUGGCUCCCACAUGCAUUGAGCGACCGCAACCGCCAAAGACGCUUGGACAUCUGCACUCAGCUGCUCUCCAAAAGCCGCAGAUUCGACGCCAUUGUCACUGGGGAUGAAAAAUGGCUGGACACCAUUGUCACUGCAGAUGAAAAAUGGGUCCUCUACGUCAAUCACACCCACAAACGUGCGUGUUUCGAACUGCUGCCGGACAACACGACAGUUACUGCCGAGGUUUACUGCGCUCAACUGCAAAGACUGGCCGACAAGAUCCGCAAGGAGCACCCGAAGCUCGACAACGUUCGCCUUCUGCACGAUAACGCGCGCCCUCACAUCGCGAAGAGCACUUCCCAGAAAAUUCUGGGGCUCGGAUGGGAACAUCACCUGGAAGAGAAACGCUACGAUCGUGUCCACCUCGAAAAUGAUGUUCGGGCUUUCUUCGUCUCUAUGUCGAAGGAGUUCUACGCCAAAGGAAUCCGUGAUCUUGUGAGACAUUGGCAGAAGGUUGUCGAUGUUGAUGGAGAUUAUUUCGUCGAAUAA
Necator americanus (New World hookworm) is the source of this 549-nucleotide messenger RNA. RefSeq lists its product as uncharacterized. Lineage: Eukaryota; Metazoa; Nematoda; Chromadorea; Rhabditida; Ancylostomatidae. Gene Ontology annotation, molecular function: nucleic acid binding. Bases 1 to 549 code for a protein of 182 amino acids. The transcript is spliced from 3 exons. The record is from RefSeq and is a predicted model, not a curated record.